AUGAUAAAAGAGUCUGAAAACAAUCCAAAAAAGAACGAAACGAGUGUGUACGUCCAUUCGCACGUAAAGAGUGAAGGCAAGGGAGAGCUGAUAGAGAAGGUGGGAAAGUGUGCAACUCUUUUCGAUGCGCUAAAAAGUGUUUGCGAAAGCCACGGAGACUCCAACUUCCUGGGACGAAUAAACGAAAAAGAAAAGAUUGAGUAUUUGACGUUCAAGGAGACCCGCAGAUACGCGGAAGAAGUAGCCAAGUUCAUUCUUGCGCACACAGACUGCUCGGACAAAAACAAGAAACCUAUUGUAGGAAUAUGCUCAGAGAACAGGCCCGAGUGGAUCAUAGCAGAGCACGCAACAUACUUUUUCAGCGGGAUAAACUGCCCAAUAUAUGCAUCGUUUGGAUGGAGCGCAACAAAACACAUUUUCAACGAGACAAAAAUGGAGAUAAUUUUUGUAUCUGAAAAAAACGCGGAGAAGAUCGCAAAGAACCUCGAAAGCGAAGACAGCGUGCAGGUCAGCGUGCCAAAAGUGUUUGUGCUGAUGGAUGCCAACCUAUCUGACAGUGCACACAAGGUGCUCAGCGCAUUUGGGUCUGAGCUGUACUAUUUCUGGGACAUUGUGAAAAGAUGUAAAAAAGUAACAGAACAAAAACCAGAGCAAAAAAAACAAGAAGAGAAAGAGACUGAAGAAAAAGAAGAGCCAAUAAGCAACAAGUUCAAAAAACCCACAGAAGCUUCAGCAAAGAGAGUAAAGGAGCACUUUAUUGCCCCAAAGGCAGAAACAGUUGCAACUAUUUGCUACACAAGCGGUACUACAGGAGCCCCCAAGGGAGCGAUGCUAAUGCACAGAAACUUUGUUUCUGUGAUUGCAGCUUUUCUGCUCCUCUCCAAAAAGGGCGUCUUUUUCGACAUUGAGAGUGGAGACAGAUACCUCUCGUUCCUGCCCCUAGCACACGUGUUUGAAAGAAUAGUUGAGUCGGCUCUGCUCCUGAGCAAGUGCGAGAUUAUAUACUACCGAGGAAACCCAAAACAGCUGCAAAAAGAUUUUAGCAUCUCCAAACCAAACUUUUUUGUGGGUGUGCCAAGAGUCUUCAACUCGGUAAAGGCUGCAAUCGAAACAAAAGCCAAAGAAAAGGGGAAGAUAGCAAAUUUCAUAUUUACGUUUUCUCUUUUGAUAUGCAUGAUAUUUAAGAACAGGGUGGUUAGAGAAAUAUUCGGAAGAACUGUCUUCAAAACCAUCCGAGAAACAUUCGGCGGGUCAAUUAAGUGCAUGCUGUCAGGGUCUGCACCGCUGUCUGCCCCCUGUGCGCUGUUCUUUGAGGCGAUCUUCAACUGCCCGAUGUUUGAGGGGUAUGGCCAGACAGAGACAGCUGCUGGAAAUAUCACAACGGACAUAUUCACAAACGAAAAAGGGGUCAUUGGAAUUCCGUUCCCCUGCAACAAGAUUAAGCUUGUGUCGCGGCCAGAGUCGAAUGUAUUCGCUGAAAAAAACCAAGGAGAAAUACUGAUGCAGGGACACUCAGUGUUUUUGGGAUACUACCAGCAGGAAAAGCUUACAAAAGACUGUUUCUACGAAGACAACACAGACGGGAAAGAGAGCUCUAUUUAUAACGAAAAAGGAAAUAAAUGGGUUAAAACAGGAGACAUUGGAGAAAUAACAGCGCAAGGGAACCUGCGAAUUAUUGGAAGGAGCAAAGAAAUUUUCAAGCUUUCGCAGGGAGAGUACAUCAUACCGGAAAAAAUAGAAAAUCUCAUUCUGGCGGCAAAGAUCAAACAUCUGGACGACAUCACAAUUGUAGGAGACAGCACGCGAGACUAUGUGAUAGGGCUCUGCACAAUAAACGGAGACAUAGAGGACGUGAAGAAAAGUGUAACAGAUGAGAUAUUCAAGGAAGGAGACAGGCUUGUCCAGACGGGCGAGCUCAUCAAAAUAGAAAUACCAAAGAAAUUUGUUUUCACCAACACAGCUGCUACAAUUGACAACGAUCUGCUUACUCCAUCCGGUAAAAAAAUCAGGAACAGAAUAGUGUCUUUAUUUGGCAAACAAAUUCAAGAAUUAUACAAUACAAUUUAA
Messenger RNA from Nematocida minor, 2067 nucleotides. RefSeq names its product long-chain acyl-CoA synthetase. Lineage: Eukaryota; Fungi; Microsporidia. Gene Ontology annotation, molecular function: long-chain fatty acid-CoA ligase activity. Bases 1 to 2067 code for a protein of 688 amino acids. Gene Ontology annotation, cellular component: membrane; endoplasmic reticulum. The transcript has a single exon. The record is from RefSeq and is a predicted model, not a curated record.